UUUCAUUUUAAUUGCUCAUUGCUCAUCUCUUCUCUCUCUCUCUCUUCUUCUUCUUCCUCUCGGAGUGAGUGAUAGUGAGUUUGUGUCCUCUUUUGUUUGUUCCUUUUCCUCGUAUUUGGUUUCUUGGAAAGAAAAGCAAACAAAGUCUGAUAUUUUCCAUACCGUACUCAUGAAUCCUUCUUCGUAGUUUCCCAUCGGAUCACUAUCAACUUACAGCUCAUCAUCUAUCUCACGCGGACUUAUUUGCUAGGCAUCAUCAUCUAGGAGGAGGAGGAGGAGGUGCUAAUAAUAAUAACUACCUUCUUCAAAUGGAUUUAAUUGGGUCGGAUAUAUCAGAUCGGAUUCUCAAGAACCAGAUCGCCACUCAUCCCCUCUAUCCAAAUCUACUAUCUGCUUUUAUAGAAUGCCAAAAGGUUGGGGUACCAUCAGAAGUUGCAUCCCUUCUUGAAGAAAUAGGGCGUGAAAGCCACCACAACAAUGCUCUCCGUCAGAUUGGAGAUGAUCCUGACCUUGACCACUUUAUGGAAUCAUACUGCGAAAUUCUUCAUAGAUACAAAGAGGAAUUGUCGAAGCCAUUCAAUGAAGCGACAUUGUUUUUGUGUAAGAUUGAAUCACAACUAAGCCAACUCUGCAAUGACACACAACAACAAGGAAUGUCAUCUGAUUAUAACAACCGUUCAGAUGAGGCAGCAGGGACAUCAGAGGAUGAAUUGAGUUGUGAAAGGGUUGAAGCAGUAGAAGGUCAUCAUGAAAUUUGUGGCACAUCAUGUCAAGGUGAUAAAGAGCUUAAAGAAAUGCUCCUUCGUAAAUAUGGAGGUUAUCUUAGCAACUUGAGAAAAGAAUUUCUAAAGAAAAGGAAAAAGGGUAAACUACCAAAGGAUGCUAGAAAAACAUUGAUGGAUUGGUGGAAUGUUCACUAUAGGUGGCCUUAUCCCACGGAGGAGGAGAAAUUGCAACUAUCAGAAAAUACUGGACUUGAUAUAAAGCAGAUAAAUAACUGGUUCAUAAAUCAGAGGAAAAGACAUUGGAAACCAUCCGAAGAUAUGAGAUUCGCGAUUAUGGAGGGUGUAAGUAGCACCGGCAUAACAAGACCUCUUUAAUUUAAUUCUACAUAUGAUCGAGGUGGAUUCGUCAAUUCUUGUUUUAAUAUAUCAAAGUUUACCCUUUUGCGUGAGUGUGAUCGAGAUGAUAUCGGUUUCGGUUGGUCCAAAAGUCCAAUCUAGAACAAUACGUAUGCGUUAAUUUUUGGUCUGUUUAGCUUGUAUACAAACAAACACAUGUGUUCAAAAUAUGGUAGUUUAUCUUGUUCUAUGGAUCCAUGUUUCUGAAUCUCAUUAUUUUAUGACAAUUUGUAUAGAUAUUUGCAAUUAUGUUAAUUUGAAGAUAAACUUGCAAAUGCAAUGCACUGAAAAUUAUGUUUCAGAAUUUGUAUAGUUUUUUUAACUUGGUAAUGAUAUACCAAAAUAUAUUUUAGCAA
Trifolium pratense (red clover) is the source of this 1477-nucleotide messenger RNA. Its product is annotated as homeobox protein knotted-1-like 10. Gene Ontology annotation, cellular component: nucleus. The coding region runs from base 309 to 1100 and encodes 263 amino acids. The transcript has 6 exons. The record is from RefSeq and is a predicted model, not a curated record. Gene Ontology annotation, biological process: regulation of DNA-templated transcription. Gene Ontology annotation, molecular function: DNA-binding transcription factor activity, RNA polymerase II-specific; DNA binding. NCBI's taxonomy places the organism in Eukaryota, Viridiplantae, Streptophyta, Magnoliopsida, Fabales, Fabaceae.